AUGUGUUCCUCUCGAUACGGCAGGCCCAACCACCUUGGUGGGCUGCGCUGGGGAGGCCCCGGGCUCGUGCCGCCAUCCACAGCUCUGUUGAUGAGCUGUGCUGGGAAGCCCGUGUCGGUGCUGUUCAACCAGAAAGCUAGCGUGGACAUGUGGGCGUCAGCGGAGCGCGGUCAGGACACAGUACCACAGCCAGCCCUCAUCGGCAACUCCCAGUUGAAACUGGACGAGAACAAAUGCAACCGCAUUAAUAAAACCCUAUCUGCAAGAACAGAGUUAGUGUGUUCUGCACUGACAGUGAUGUGUCUGGAGAAGUGUCCUGUAUGUGCUUGUCUUACAAACUUGUCUUAUUUUCUGCAGUCCUACUUUGUUACGGAUUAUGAUCCGACGAUUGAAGACUCCUACACCAAGCAAUGUGUGAUAGAUGAGAGAGCUGCGCGCUUGGACAUUCUGGAUACAGCAGGACAGGAAGAAUUUGGAGCCAUGCGUGAACAGUACAUGAGGACAGGGGAGGGUUUUCUGCUUGUCUUCUCAGUCACUGACAGAGGAAGUUUUGAAGAAAUCUAUAAGUUUCAGCGACAAAUUCUUAGAGUGAAAGAUCGCGAUGAGUUUCCUAUGAUUCUAGUCGGUAAUAAAGCAGAUCUGGACCACCAAAGACAGGUGACACAAGAGGAAGGUCAGCAGCUAGCACGGCAACUUAAAGUAACGUACAUGGAAGCCUCUGCAAAAAUCAGAUUGAAUGUAGACCAAGCUUUUCAUGAACUUGUCAGAGUUAUAAGGAAAUUUCAAGAACAAGAGUGCCCUCCUUCACCAGAGCCAACACGGAAAGAAAAAGACAAGAAAGGCUGCCAUUGUGUUAUUUUCUGAGAAUCCCAAGAACCAAGCUAUCAACUGCCAGAUUAUUUUUUUUUCUUUCCAUCAUUUUACAUCACUUCUGGUAUUGGUCUAGCCUUAUAUGUGCAUGUCCUAAAAGUGGUCACCAGAAUAGCCUUAGUCCAAGAAGCUGGCAGAAUAGUUCUUGAAGAAGACUCUGUCAUCCUGGGGCAGACUUCAAAACAAAACACUAAGGCUGCUUCUUUAAUACCACAGUUCCUUCCUUCUCUCUCUUAAGAGCUUGCACCUUGUGGAGUUUUAUUCGCAAAGGAGAUGAAACAAAACCGUGUAGGACAAGGUGUUGAAGUCAUGCAUAAGUUGUCUCUUGUGAAUUAAUUUAUUUUUACUUGUGACGUUUCAUUAGCUAUUUCAGAGACCUAUAUUGAAGUACACAGAAUACUUUUAAAAAAAAAAAAAAGGGGGUGGAUUGGCUUUUUUUGCCCUCAGUUAAAUUAGACUUGAGUAUUCAGCUAGCCUUAAGAAACCUACACUGAAUUUCAUUGUCAGCAAAAAUUUUCAUCUCUCAUUUAUGCUGCAGUUUUAUUUCAGUGGCCAAAACAGUCUACUGUAUUUAUUUUAUGAAUCCAGAACAGCUACAGGGUGAUUACUACUACUAUUAGGAUAUGGCCAAAUACCUGAGCUCAUUCUGGAUUGAGGCAUUUCAGCUUAUUAAGAAAUUUCACAUCACUUGUUUGGAAACAAAUUGUGUCUUCCUUUGUAUUUCUGGGUAAGGGAUUAAGGAAAACUAAAAUUGUAGCUGUUUUUGUUUCAUGUGAUAUGAAAAUGAAUUUGAUCUUUCCAUUGUCAGAGAUGAUUAAAUGUUUUUGCUAUAUACUUUUAUACAUUAUUUUCUUAUCAAACUAGUUAACAAGUAUUUUUAUAUGUUUGUAAGCAAAUAUGCUUUCACAGCAUAACUUGUGUAUAUGUAAAGAUGAGUAUUUAAUUCUCACAGUUCACUUUUAACUGACAAAAUGUGGGAUUUGCCAAACUGUGGUAAACUUCUCCUUACUCUUCCGGUUGUACCCAAGAAUGGCCAAUUAUGUGCCUGCCCAACACACCCAUAGAGUAAAAUCUAGUGUUGUGUUUUAAUGAAUUUCAGUAUCCCUCACUAAAGACUGACCAUUAUGUGAAUUAUUAAACUGUAAGACUUUUAACUGAUUGUUUAGUUAAACUGUGGAUGGUUGUUUAAUUUUGAGUUCUGUGGAUUGUGUUUAAACAAUUCAAGAGUAUGUUCCCUGAUAUUGAAAUACUGAGUGGUAUUGCACAGUUGUCACCUUACUGAAUGUGUCCAACAGUUCUUUGAAACUUGAUUAUUAAGCAAACCCUUGUAUAACUUCAGGUGCUAGAAUUAAAGAUGAUCUAACCAU
Molecule: messenger RNA, 2237 nt
Organism: Balearica regulorum gibbericeps (East African grey crowned-crane)
Lineage: Eukaryota; Metazoa; Chordata; Aves; Gruiformes; Gruidae
Source: RefSeq, a predicted model, not a curated record